AUGGAUGACAUCAUAAAAGAGUUACUUAUUAGAAGCAAAUAUGUAGAUGAAAUCGCUGAUACACAAAGAAACACAGAAACGAAAACCAAAAAAAGUAUCAUAUUUGCAUUAGGUGAUAAGUCUAGGAAAUAUUUUGAAGAUGAAUUGUCUCAAGGUGGUGGUGAUCAAGGUAUUGCAUCAUCCAUACAAGUCAUUUGGAAUAGUGAAAAUAAUAUAGAUAUACUAUUUCUGGAUAAAUUACAAUAUCUGUUUAUGUAUCUAACAAAAUUUGAAGUAACAUCGGUAAAAAGUUUUGAAUACCAAAAUGUAAUAAUAUUUGGGUUGGAUGACAUGAUAAUAAACUACGAUAAUGCUGGUUUAACUACUAGUAAAUUAAAGAACAGUCAGAGUGAAGAUGCCAACGUUAAUGUCGGGGAAAUUAAAGUUGCUACACUGAACGUUGAACAGCUCAGGCUGCUUAAUCUAAUUUAUAACAUUGCAUACAAAACAAAGUAUACGCAAAAUAUUAAUUUAGUAUUUGUUCCGGUUUGUGCAGAUAAUCUUGAUCAUAAUCAUGAAAAUCUUUUAAUGCAGCUUCAAAAAAUCCAAAAAUAUUGGGAAUCUUUGUUUGAUUAA
This is a messenger RNA of Saccharomycodes ludwigii, 615 nucleotides long. It is a transcript of the gene SHU1, whose product is annotated as Shu1p. Lineage: Eukaryota; Fungi; Ascomycota; Saccharomycetes; Saccharomycodales; Saccharomycodaceae. The transcript has a single exon. The coding region runs from base 1 to 615 and encodes 204 amino acids. The record is from RefSeq and is a predicted model, not a curated record.